CCUGAUACUCCUUGAUACUCCUCCUUCUAAUUGCCUUUCUCGGGCAAGAAAUCCCUUUCUCUGAAAAGUGUUUCACGUUUCAUCGCUAACUCUCUCUAGAGCACUUCAGCAGGCUUAGUUAUUAACUAAAUAUCCACAUAAACGCUUAAACUUAAUCAAUAGUGAGAUAUUCAGAGAACCAGAUAAGUAGAGCGUGAAUUGUGAACCUCAAAGAAGGGGUGUGCUUGCGGCUUUCGCAAAUAUACGGAGUGCAGUUUAGCUUUGAGCUAACGUCAGUUAGCCAUUUAGCCAGGUAACAUCGCUCGACACAUACUGCCAAUAAGUAAAAGCAUGCUAAGGUGGCGAGGCUGGUAGGAUGAAGAGCCCGGCGCACCGCAGCAGGGACAUCGAGAGGCACGCCGGCUACCUGCGCCCAGAGCACUGUGCCCCUCCGCCCCAGCUGGGCCCCUCGGGCGCCAUGUGGUUCAUCCGCGACGGCUGUGGCAUCGUGUGCGGCGUCAUCACCUGGAUGCUCGUGCUCUUCGCCGAGUUCGUGGUGCUCUUCGUCAUGCUCAUGCCAGCGCGGAGCGUGCUCUACAGCCUGGUCAACGGCGUGCUCUUCAACACCCUCGCUGUCCUCGCCCUCGGCUCCCACUUCAAGGCCAUGUGCACGGACCCGGGAGCAGUGCCCAAAGGAAACGCCACCAAAGAGUUCAUAGAGAGCUUACAGCUGAAGCCGGGGCAGGUGGUCUACAAGUGCCCCAAGUGCUGCAGCAUCAAGCCAGACAGAGCACACCACUGCAGCGUGUGUAAGCGCUGCAUCCGGAAGAUGGACCACCAUUGCCCCUGGGUGAACAACUGUGUGGGAGAAAGCAACCAGAAGUAUUUUGUACUCUUCACUAUGUACAUUGCACUGAUAUCGCUGCACUCACUCAUCAUGGCGGCCUUCCAUUUCGUCUUCUGCUUCGAGCGGGACUGGAACAAUCCCCCCCACCUGACCCCAGCGUGCAGCACCUUCUCGCCUCCGGCCACUGUCAUCCUCCUCAUCCUCCUGUGCUUUGAGGGCCUCCUCUUCCUCAUCUUCACCUCCGUGAUGUUCGGCACACAGGUUCACUCCAUCUGUAGCGAUGAGACCGGCAUAGAGCAGUUGAAAAAGGAGGAAAGACGAUGGGCCAAAAAGUCAAAGUGGAUGAACCUGAAGGUGGUGUUUGGCCACCCCUUUUCUAUAUCCUGGCUCAGUCCCUUUGCCAAACCCGACCACGGGAAAGCUGAGCCCUACCAGUACGUUGUCUGACACAGGACCACCUGUUGCUCUGGUUGAACCCCGGCGCAAGUGCCCUGGGUGGUGUGGCGCGGCGCAGCGCGCAUUGAUGAUGCGUAAUGGACAGCGCCUCCACAGCACCAGCCUGCUCACCAAGCAGACCCUUCUCAGCAGGAGAAGACUUUCCAGAACUUUUUUUUAACUACUUCUUAAUUUUUGUAUUUCUUUUUCCCCCCGUAAUGGUCAUCUCGUAGACAAAAAAAAAGCCAGAGUUGCCCAGAGAUUUAACACAAAUCUGCCAAUAGAAUUGUUGAUAGAAAUACAAAAUAACCUUCAAUUUGUUUUCUUUUCUUGAUCCUGUCGGCUAUUUUAAGCUGAGAUGCUCCUCUCCUUAUUCUCCAACCCUGAUGAUCAUCUAUAGCUAGUAACAAUGGCACCUUACUACUACCUGUCUACACUCGACUAACACGACUAUAGUCCUUCAAGCUGAGCCACUUCACGUUUUCUUUUUUUUUUUUUUUCUCUUCUUCAAUCAAUGGAAGUGCACUCAAAAUGACAGCAGAGGAGGGCCAGUACUAGCAAACCAAAGCACAUGUCUCUCGCUGAUGGAUGCUCCAGAGUCUUAGCCUCAAAGUGUUUAGCUUUGUAGUGCAAUGCAUAGACCAACUAGAGUCGCUCCACAAGACUAAUG
Messenger RNA from Clupea harengus (Atlantic herring), 1931 nucleotides. It is a transcript of the gene zdhhc3b, whose product is annotated as zinc finger DHHC-type palmitoyltransferase 3b. Lineage: Eukaryota; Metazoa; Chordata; Actinopteri; Clupeiformes; Clupeidae. The transcript is spliced from 7 exons. Bases 356 to 1273 code for a protein of 305 amino acids. The record is from RefSeq and is a predicted model, not a curated record. Gene Ontology annotation, molecular function: palmitoyltransferase activity.